This is a messenger RNA of Rotaria sp. Silwood2, 504 nucleotides long. Lineage: Eukaryota; Metazoa; Rotifera; Eurotatoria; Philodinida; Philodinidae. The record is from the annotation of a GenBank genome assembly.
AUGGUUUUUGUUCGAAUUUUAACUCAAGAUGAAUAUACAUUAGAAUCAUUUGCCAAUUUUCCACCAUUUAGUUUAUCAGUACAAGAAUUUUGGACUCGGAGAUACAGUCGAAUUGCUCACACAAUUUUAAAAGAAUCAAUUUAUAAGCCGAUUCGAUUAGAAUUUUCAUCUUCAGCUAUUGCAUUCUUGAUAACAUUUAUUAUAAGUGGUAUUUUUCAUGCUCAUAUGGGUAUGGUUGCUUUUGGGGAUAUGUCGUCACUAGUUUCAAUCUUCAUGUUUUUCCUUUUACAUGGCAUUGCUUGUUAUCUUGAACCAACAAUAAAAAAUCAAAUUCCUAAAUAUAUCCGAUGGAUACUCACACAAAUGUUUUUAGUUAUUACAUCAUCAUUCAUGUUCGGACCAUUUAUAGAAAAAGGAUGCCCAUUUUUUGAAAAUAAUCCUCCACCAUUAUUUAAUAUGGAAUGGACACCAAAACAACCCGUACCUGAUUUUUGUCCACGCUAA